GAAUUGAUGAUCCAAUUGAUUCCAACGAAAAGCCAAAAAUGGUUUCACUAGAGUAAGGAGCGAGUCACUUGGUAUUCAAAUAUAUACUUGGUUUUGCAUUUCUUGUUUUCCAAUUCAAAAGUCUCGAACUUUCGCUUCUUACAAUUGUCUUUUCUGGGUCGGUCUCUGUCAUUGUGUUUGUUUAUAUACUCUUUGAGUAUCUUUGAGUAUCUGAGAAAAAGAAACGUAAAAUGGCGGGAAAAGAGGUUGAACAACACCUCAUAGAUGAUGGGAAUAAACUCCUGAAUCCACCAUUUUCCAUUGACGAGCUUCUUUCUAUUCUUGAAAGACUUGAGGUUUCUCUAUCAAAGGUGACACAAUCACCAUCUGCAUCAAUGAUUGCUGCACUUUCACCUUCGAGGAAUGCUUUGGUUUCUGACAAACUUUUGAGACAUUCAGAUACAGAUGUAAAAGUUUCUGUUGCUGUUUGCAUUAGUGAGAUAAUGAGAAUAACAGCACCCAAUGCGCCUUAUGGUGAUGAGCAAAUGAAGGAAGUAUUUCAUCUGAUUCUAGCUGUGUUUCAGAAACUAUCUCACAUGUCCAGCUGCUGUUACUCAAAGGUGGUAUCAGUCCUGGUUACCAUUGCAACAAUAAGGGCAAUUGUGGUGAUGGUGGACCUUGAGUGUCAUAGUUUGAUUGUUGAUAUGUUUCACCUUUUUCUGAGAGUUACCAGGUCAAACAGCUCAGAUGUUGUAUUAUCUGCCAUGGUGUCAACAAUGACCAUUGCCAUAUUGGAAAGUGAUGAGAUUUCUUUGGAGAUUCUAUUCCCCCUUUUAGCUAGUGUGAGAAAGGAAAAUCAGAAUGUUUUCUCAACUUCCUGGAAGUUGGGGAAGGAAGUUAUUGGAAAUUGUGCUGCAAAGAUUCAGCCUUAUGUUUUGAAAGCAGUGAACAGCUUAGGAGUUUCUGUUGACAGUUAUGAUGAAGUAAUUGCUUCUAUUUGCCGCAAUGCAACUGACAAUGUCAAGUCUUUUUAUGCCCCUGAUUCUGAGAAACAUUUGAUUACUGAUGAAAGAUCAGCUAUCCAGUGUAGGGGUGGGAAGAAGACUAGGUGCAAAACUAUCUCUGAAAAUUUUGGAACUGAAGAAACUAAUGACAAGGGACAAUCAGUAGAGAUUCUAAGUGCUGGUUCUUCUUUUAAACUGCAUUUGCAACAACCAGCUACUUCCACCAAGACUUGUUCAGACCAAUGUGUAAUUCCAUGGAGUUGUGGAAAGCAAAAUCAGAACCAAGAGAUACAUAUCCCAUCUUCCGAAGAUUCAUUUCCAUCCAAUAGUGGAGCAGCUAUUAUAUGCAGUGAAAUGACAUUAGUGGAAGGCUAUGAAGUCAAGGCUAGCGUUGCACCUGUACUUAGAGCUAUAUUUGCCAAGUAUGGUGAUAUCGCUGCUAACUGCCAGUACAAGUCACCAUCCGAUAGGGCUAGUUUGCUUGAAAUUGUAUCUGAUGUUGUUCACCGACUGCAAAGCAGUGACAUUCCGCUCACACUCUCUGAGAUUAGAGUCCUCCAAAAUGAAAUGAAGGAUUUGGAGUCUACAAGGCUUAAGCUUUCAUGGCUAACCCAGCCAUUAGAAAAGAUUUCUGAAGUUGAAAAAAUUGCUGAGAUGCGUUCUAUGCUCAAGUCGGUGAAAGCAAAUAGCAUGAUGGUGAUAAAAGCAGCAACUAAGGAGUUGGAAGAGGCACUUAUGGAGCUAGUGGCAUUGCAGAAGCGGAUGGGGGAGGCUGAAAAGCGUAUAAACGCAAUGAAGCUUGUACUGCAAAAGGUUGAUGAUGCCAUUAGAGAGGCUGAAGAUCAGGAGCGCCUCUGGCUAAGACAGAUAAAUGAGCUUCCAUAGUAUGUUUUAUCUGCUGAAACAAAUUAAUGGGCACAUGUUUUUUAGACACUUAGAAGCCUAAUGUUCAUCAACUACAUUUUAGUAACCACACAAUUCAACUGAGGUGUGUAGGCUUUUGUAUUUGUUGGAGCUGGUUGUUCUGUGUGGUUCUUUUUUUCAUGCUAGAUGAAAAUUCAUUUUUCCUAUGUUGAUGCUUUCUUUUUCUACCUAUACUAAGGUUUUCUUAUAGCACUUUGAUGUUGCUUAAAUAGCUAUAAGACAUUCUGAUAGGUCAAUUUUGUCCAAACUUACAUGCAUCUAAAUUUAUUUAGAGAUAUUAGUUA
This is a messenger RNA of Jatropha curcas, 2191 nucleotides long. RefSeq names its product sister chromatid cohesion protein PDS5 homolog C. The record is from RefSeq and is a predicted model, not a curated record. Gene Ontology annotation, cellular component: chromatin; nucleus. NCBI's taxonomy places the organism in Eukaryota, Viridiplantae, Streptophyta, Magnoliopsida, Malpighiales, Euphorbiaceae. Gene Ontology annotation, biological process: mitotic sister chromatid cohesion; DNA repair.